AAUGUGGAGCCGGAGUCCCGGAACCUCUCCCUGGGCGGCCAUGUGGGCUUCGACAGCCUCCCUGACCAGCUGGUCAGCAAGUCAGUCACUCAAGGCUUCAGCUUCAACAUCCUCUGUGUGGGGGAGACCGGCAUUGGCAAGUCCACCCUGAUGAACACACUCUUCAACACGACCUUUGAGACCGAGGAGGCCAGUCACCACGAGGAGUGCGUGCACCUGCGGCCUCAGACCUACGACCUCCAGGAGAGCAAUGUGCACCUCAAGCUGACCAUUGUGGACGCUGUGGGUUUCGGGGACCAGAUCAAUAAGGACGACAGUUACAGGCCCAUAGUCGACUACAUCGAUGCACAGUUUGAAAACUAUCUGCAGGAGGAGCUGAAGAUCCGCCGCUCCCUCUUCGACUACCACGACACGAGGAUCCAUGUGUGCCUCUACUUCAUCACGCCCACUGGGCACUCCCUGAAGUCCUUGGACCUGGUGACCAUGAAGAAGCUAGACAGCAAGGUGAACAUAAUUCCCAUCAUUGCCAAGGCUGACACCAUCUCCAAGAGUGAGCUCCACAAGUUCAAGAUCAAGAUCAUGGGCGAGUUGGUCAGCAAUGGGGUCCAGAUCUACCAGUUUCCCACUGAUGACGAGGCUGUCGCGGAGAUUAAUGCAGUCAUGAAUGCACACCUGCCCUUUGCUGUGGUGGGCAGCACCGAGGAGGUGAAGGUGGGAAACAAGCUGGUCCGAGCGCGGCAGUACCCCUGGGGAGUGGUGCAGGUGGAGAAUGAGAAUCACUGCGACUUCGUGAAGCUCCGGGAGAUGCUGAUCCGGGUGAACAUGGAGGACCUUCGCGAGCAGACCCACAGUCGGCACUAUGAGCUCUACCGGCGCUGCAAGCUGGAGGAGAUGGGCUUCCAGGACAGUGACGGUGACAGCCAGCCCUUCAGCCUUCAAGAGACGUACGAGGCCAAGAGGAAGGAGUUCCUGAGUGAGCUGCAGAGGAAGGAGGAAGAGAUGAGGCAGAUGUUCGUCAACAAAGUGAAGGAGACCGAGCUGGAGCUGAAGGAGAAAGAAAGGGAGCUGCACGAGAAGUUUGAGCACCUGAAGAGGCUCCACCAGGAGGAGAAGCGCAAGGUGGAGGAGAAGCGCCGGGAGCUGGAGGAGGAGACCAGCGCCUUCAACUGCAGGAAGGCGGCCGUGGAGGCCCUGCAGUCCCAGGCCUUACACGCCACCUCACAGCAGCCCCUGAGGAAGGACAAGGACAAGAAGAACAGAUCAGAUAUAGGAUCACAGCAGCCUGGUUCGAGCCUCUCGAACUCUAAGGUGAUGAUGACCAAAGCCAGUGUGGAGCCCUUGAACUGCAGCAGCUGGUGGCCCGCCAUACAGUGCUGCAGUUGCCUGGUCAGGGACGCGACGUGGAGGGAAGGAUUCGUCUGAGGCAGCAGAUUCAUCACGUGGGGCUGGCUCAGCAUCACUAGGGCGUGGAACUAGAGACCAUGGUUUUUAAUGUUAGAAUACCCCAUACUUUUCAUACUAUCAGUGACCAAAAGUCCAAACAGUUGCAGUUUCCACUGGGGAGCACCCAGUAGGACCCAGUCCUUUUCAUUUCUGUCCAGGGUCCCAGAAGGGGCUUGAGGCUUAAUGUCCAUUCUGUGGGCAACCCGAGCUUCCACCCUGGAGAGAAAAGCACUCUGCUUUGUGAUGUGGUCAUGAGGAGCCUACAGUAUCUAGAUGAUUAAUGUUUCCAUUCUGAAAAACAGAAACAUACUGUUCAAGAUCAAGGGAGCUGAAAAGUUACUUGUAUCUGCUUGACUUAAACUGUAGCAGUGGCCCGUUUUCACAAUGAAACAGCCCUUAGUGAUUUAAUCUUCACGCUUCCUAACAGACCCAAGCCCUAUGACAUUUCCAUUGCAUAAUUUUGCCUUACUAACAGAAUCACAUCCUUAAGGACGAUCAUCACUCCCCUCACUAAGACAAACUAAUGUGUGAUAUUUUCUAAGUGCCAGAUCAAUAUGGUCUAAAGCUUCAGUAAGGAUUGUGUGUAGGUGAAUAAAGACAGCUAAGUGAAUGUGUGUAAAGUGUAGCAAAAGCAGACAGAUAUUUAUGUACGAAAUUCAUAGAAUGGAAAGUUAAAUAUUUUUGCAG
Chinchilla lanigera (long-tailed chinchilla) is the source of this 2130-nucleotide messenger RNA. RefSeq names its product septin 8 (gene Septin8). Gene Ontology annotation, molecular function: GTPase activity; molecular adaptor activity; GTP binding. Gene Ontology annotation, biological process: cytoskeleton-dependent cytokinesis. The record is from RefSeq and is a predicted model, not a curated record. NCBI's taxonomy places the organism in Eukaryota, Metazoa, Chordata, Mammalia, Rodentia, Chinchillidae. Gene Ontology annotation, cellular component: septin ring; microtubule cytoskeleton; septin complex.